AUGUGUGGUUUCGGAGAUAAGGAUCGACGGCCAAUAACCCCGCCGCCUUGUAUUAGACUUGUGGUCAUGGAUAAAGUUAGCGGUAAGGAAGUUGAUUGCAACGAGGUUGAGCACCAACACUAUGUUCUUCACGUGGACUUAUGGUCCGAAGACGGUGCGAAAGAAGUAAAUCUCGUGAAACAUUCACAACAGUCACCGUCGAUUUCAUCGACACAUCCUUCGUCGUUCCGGGAGGUUGUCGAAGGAGGGCAAGCUGGUGUUUACGGCUUCCAGGCCAUUGUGCCAUCUAAUCGCGACUUUGCGCAGAAUCCCAAUGCACCCUAUCCUCAUCAAAUGGGACCUUACCAGCCAGAUCCAUAUUCUCAAGGACAAUAUUCCUAUCCGCAACAAGUGCAGCCGUAUGGGUACCCUCAAGGGGGCUACAGAGACAUGGCAGGCGUGGCACCGUUGCCCUCACAAGCUAUGUAUGGUCCUCGGUAUUCCCACGAUAUGUCUGCUGGUGCCAUGGCCCAGGGCCGUCUGAUGGGACAACAACAACCCAACAGCGGCAUGUACACACGGAACCUUAUCGGUAGUCUUGCAGCUAGUGCUUCACGGCUACAAGACCCAUCUGACAAGAUUGGCAUCUGGUUUAUCUUGCAAGAUCUCAGUGUACGAACCGAAGGGUGGUUUAGGUUACGGUUUUCUUUCAUCAACCUCAGACGUCUCGGCGCGGCGUCAAACGGCGGCAGCGAUGCCGAACUCUUGAACAGGGGCAGGGCACCUGUCCUGGCUUAUGCAUUUAGUGAGAAAUUCCAAGUUUAUUCCGCAAAGAAAUUCCCGGGUGUGUGCGAGAGCACCCAGCUCAGCAAAACUUUCGCUCUCCAAGGAGUCAAGAUUCCGAUCAGGAAGGAUCAGGAGGGAAAAGCAGGAAAAGGCGGCCGUGGCUCUGACGACGAAGAAGAAUAG
Molecule: messenger RNA, 948 nt
Organism: Xylaria bambusicola
Lineage: Eukaryota; Fungi; Ascomycota; Sordariomycetes; Xylariales; Xylariaceae
Exons: 5
Coding region: 1-948 (315 amino acids)
Source: RefSeq, a predicted model, not a curated record